GACGAGAGCUUAAAGAUAUAAAUACACAUAUCGAACUCGGCUCAGUCGACUCUCAUCAAUUCUUUCUCGAUUGUAUCAUUACUUUUUCCCUAACUCAAUUACUCCUCACUAAAUACGUCCGCACUCAUCACAAUGUCGUCUCUUACCGUUGGCAUCGCUGGCAUCACAGGCAAAUUUGGCCGCCUGGUUGCUUCAAAGCUGCUUCAGAACCCCAACAUCAAUCUUCUCGGCUAUGCUCGCGAUCCAUCCAAGGUGAUACCCUCGAUUGCCGAGUCGCCCCGUGUCAAGCUCUUCAAGGGUGAAGCCUUUGACGACGCGAGCAUCAAGCCAUUUGUCACCGGUACCGACGUGAUUAUCUGUGCUUACCUUGGCGCCGAUGAUCUCAUGAUUGAUGGUCAGAAGAAGCUCAUCGAUGCUUGUGAUGAAGCUGGUGUACCGCGUUACAUUGCCAGCGACUGGUCAUUGGAUUACACUAAGCUGAAGCUCGGCGAACUUUUCCCCAAGGACCCCAUGAUCCAUGUCAAGGCAUAUCUUCAGACCAAGAAAACUACCAAGGGUGUUCACAUUUUGAUUGGUGGCUUUAUGGAUCCUAUUCUGAGCCCAUUCUUUAGCGUUUGGGACCCGCAAACACAAACCUUGCGCUAUUGGGGUGAGGGUGACGAACCAUUUGAGGGCACUUCAUAUGAGAAUGCCGCCGAAUUUACGGCAGCCAUUGUUGCUGACAAGUCUGCCAUUGGAAUCAAGAAAUAUCUAGGCGAUCGCAAAUCCAUCAAGGAGAUCGCUGCAACCUUCGGUAAGGUCUACGGCGUCAAGCCUAACCUCGAGCGCCUCGGAUCUCUAGAGGACCUAAAGGCCAAGAUGCAUGCUCUUCGGGAAAAGAACGCGGCCGACGUAUACAGCUACAUGCCUUUAUUCUUUAUGUACUACUGGAUUAAUGGUCAGACGUUCGUCGGUCCCGAGACUGAUAACGAACAAUAUAAGGAAGUGAAGCCUGAAACCUGGGAGGAGUAUCUGUCAAAGCGAAGUCUGGAGCAGCUUCCUCACGCUUACUUCUCUCUGGCCAACUAAUGAGUGGUAAAUUCGGCAAUCGCAUGGGGGAAUAGCAGAAUUCAGCUACCGUGGUA
This is a messenger RNA of Fusarium oxysporum Fo47, 1124 nucleotides long. RefSeq lists its product as uncharacterized. Bases 133 to 1068 code for a protein of 311 amino acids. NCBI's taxonomy places the organism in Eukaryota, Fungi, Ascomycota, Sordariomycetes, Hypocreales, Nectriaceae. The record is from RefSeq and is a predicted model, not a curated record. The transcript is spliced from 3 exons.